AUGAAGCUCGUCAGGUUCUUGAUGAAGCUCUCGAAUGAGACGGUCUCGAUAGAGUUGAAGAACGGGACUACGGUACAUGGAACCAUUACCGCCGUCGACCCGCAGAUGAACACCCACUUGAAGACGGUCAAGAUGACCCCGAAGAACAGGUCGACCGUGACCGUGGAUACGCUGGCCAUCCGAGGACCCAACAUCAGAUACUUUGUCCUACCCGACUCGCUUCCGCUGGACAACCUUCUCAUCGACGACGCUCCCAAGCCGAAAGGAAAGAACCCCGGGAUGGGCCGAGGCAAGGCCAGUCAAGCCUUGGACAGGGGCAGGGCGAGGGGACGAGGAGGCAGGGGCAGGGGUCGAGGUUUCUGA
This is a messenger RNA of Filobasidium floriforme, 363 nucleotides long. RefSeq names its product small nuclear ribonucleoprotein Sm D1. Gene Ontology annotation, cellular component: commitment complex; U5 snRNP; SMN-Sm protein complex. NCBI's taxonomy places the organism in Eukaryota, Fungi, Basidiomycota, Tremellomycetes, Filobasidiales, Filobasidiaceae. The transcript is spliced from 4 exons. Gene Ontology annotation, molecular function: RNA binding. The record is from RefSeq and is a predicted model, not a curated record. Bases 1 to 363 code for a protein of 120 amino acids. Gene Ontology annotation, biological process: RNA processing; spliceosomal snRNP assembly.